Apodemus sylvaticus (European woodmouse) is the source of this 6649-nucleotide messenger RNA. RefSeq names its product WD repeat and FYVE domain containing 2 (gene Wdfy2). The record is from RefSeq and is a predicted model, not a curated record. Lineage: Eukaryota; Metazoa; Chordata; Mammalia; Rodentia; Muridae. The transcript is spliced from 12 exons. Gene Ontology annotation, molecular function: protein binding; metal ion binding. Bases 231 to 1433 code for a protein of 400 amino acids.
UGCUCCCCGCCCCCUACUUUCUUAGGUGGCGCCGGCUUGCGGCCGGUGUGGCGGCGUUGUUGGUUUUAGAAGCCCGAGCAAGCACAUUCCCUGGACAGGCUGCAGGGCUAUGGUCGCCGGCUCCCAAAGGCCCGCUUCGCAUCUCAGCCCGAUCCUGAGCGCAAGCCUGAGCAUUGUCUUCAGCCAAGUCCCCCGGCGCGUUCGGCUGCUUCCCGGGCGCGCCCCCUCCGAUGGCGGCGGAGAUCCAGCCCCAACCACUGACCCGCAAGCCGAUCCUGCUGCAGCGGGUCGAGGGGUCCCAGGAGGUGGUUAACAUGGCGGUGAUUGUGCCUAAGGAAGAGGGUGUCAUCAGCGUCUCGGAGGACAGGACAGUUCGUGUUUGGUUAAAGAGGGACAGCGGACAGUACUGGCCAAGCAUUUACCAUGCAAUGCCUUCUCCAUGUUCAUGCAUGUCUUUUAACCCGGAAACAAGAAGACUGUCCAUAGGUCUAGACAAUGGUACAAUCUCAGAGUUUAUUUUGUCUGAAGAUUAUAACAAGAUGACACCUGUGAAAAGCUACCAAGCGCAUCAGAGCAGAGUGACAAUGGUCCUGUUUGUUCUGGAACUGGAGUGGGUGCUGAGCACAGGCCAGGACAAGCAGUUCGCCUGGCACUGCUCUGAGAGUGGGCAGCGCCUGGGAGGUUACCGCACCAGUGCCGUGGCCUCGGGCCUGCAAUUUGAUGUUGAGACCCGUCAUGUGUUUAUUGGUGAUCACUCGGGACAAGUAACCAUCCUCAAACUGGAACAAGAAAACUGCACACUGCUCACGUCCUUCAGAGGGCACACAGGAGGGGUGACAGCACUCUGCUGGGACCCGGUCCAGCGUGUGCUAUUCUCAGGCAGUUCCGAUCACUCCGUCAUCAUGUGGGACAUCGGUGGGAGAAAAGGCACAGCCAUCGAGCUCCAAGGACACAAUGACAAAGUCCAGGCCCUCUCCUAUGCACAGCACACACGGCAGCUCAUCUCGUGUGGUGGUGACGGUGGCAUCGUCGUCUGGAACAUGGAUGUGGAAAGGCAGGAGACCCCUGAGUGGUUGGACAGCGAUUCCUGCCAAAAGUGUGACCAGCCUUUCUUCUGGAACUUCAAGCAAAUGUGGGACAGUAAGAAAAUUGGACUAAGACAGCACCACUGCCGGAAGUGUGGGAAGGCCGUGUGCGGCAAGUGUAGCUCCAAGCGCUCUUGCAUCCCACUCAUGGGCUUUGAGUUUGAAGUGCGGGUCUGCGACAGCUGCCACGAAGCCAUCACAGAGGAAGAACGUGCACCCACAGCCACCUUCCAUGACAGUAAGCAUAACAUUGUGCAUGUGCAUUUCGAUGCAACCAGGGGAUGGCUACUGACUUCUGGAACUGACAAAGUGAUUAAGUUGUGGGACAUGACCCCAGUGGUGUCAUGACAACUCUCCCAGGGACUAGGAGAUAGUUUUCACUGAAGAAGCACUUGAGUCCAGCAUCAUUACAGGAGGAGUAAAGCAUCCUUUAAGCAGAAGAGAGAUGAAGGCUCACAGCGAAUUUAUCUGUUCCCUCCACUGUUACCGUGAACUAACUAGUGAAAGUGCAUUCCCUCCCAGGACUCUUUAGUUGUCCAUACCACAGAAAAGAUAUUUUUUUACCAAAUGGUUUAUACAGCCUGGCUGUGCUGCAUUAUUUUGAGUAUACUGGAAAAUCUGUGUGGAUGUUUAAGCUUCUGUAUUCCAGCUGUGUGUUGUGCUCAGUGCUUUCUGUGUCAGAAAAAAAGAGAGAGCCACCUGUUGAAGGUAUUACGUCCUUGUAAAGCAGUCUCCUUGUUUCACCUCAGCGUGUACAGACAGUCCUUCUCUUCUUUUGAGUCUUCCUCCACCGGCCUCACAUGCCUCUCACCACAGUGGAUGAUCACAGUUUUUUCCAGUGUUUCUCUUUCAUGGACUGGGAUAAGAGUUGGAAAACCACGUGUGUCCAACCACUGGCCUCUGGAGUCACCUGGAGGGAGCAGGUGCGCUGUCGGAAGUCCCUGCAGCUCCGCUCUGGCAUUCUCUGCCAUCUGCAUUAGAAAAUGCUGUAGAAGCCUCUGCCAACCAUGAGCCGGGAACAGGUCCUGGGACCAGCCUCACCCUGCAGUGCCUGCAUCUCUCAGAAUUCAAUGAGAGCCUUUUGAGCCUUUUGCGGUUUUGGACUAUGGAGAUUUGGGUUUUUUUAUUUUAUUUAUUUUUAUUUUUAUUAAUUUUUUUUGGUAACUUUACUUCCUUCAUAACAUGAAAGACAAACAGAAAUGUCUGCUCCAGAAGGGUCUUGGAGGUGUAUCUUUCUACAUGGCAUUGUCUCUGUAUGUGAAUAUGUAUUACUUUAAAAUUAGAAGCCUGCUCUCUUCAUCAUAAUUUAGUUUCUCUUAAAAAAAACAGGUAUUUAAGCAUCUUAAUGUUAAUGUACUCUGCUAUGAAACCAGUGUGUGAUCUAAACAGAGGUACAAAGAAAGAGACAGAACCCUCCAAAGGCAAUCAGUCCAGCAUGAAAAGGUACAGUAAGGACUCACUUUGGGCUGUCAAGAUAGGAUUAAAAGUAGUGGCAAGCCUGUGCUGGGAACUGGCCGGUCUCUCCAAGCCCUUCACCCAUAGUCACCUGUCAGGAAUGUCACGACAUUGCCAGGUCAGAGGCCUUCUGGGUAGACAGGCAGAUUGCUCGCCCUGCCCUCUCCAUGUCAUCCGCUGCAGUGUCUCGCUCACUUCUGAUCUAACAGGUAUUGCCUGGCACAGAGUACUUGAAUGAAGCAGUCCUCCUGUUCCUUUUGUUCUGUUCCUAGAGAAGCAGUUCCUUCCGUGUCAUCGUAGCUUCUCUGUGCACAGGAAGUAAUAGUCACCGUACUUGGAUACCAAUCACACUUAGCACUGGAGACCCAGAGUGCUUCCUAGGACAAGCCGCUUCUGCUACCCGGCACUGGGAAGCAGGGCUGAUGUGCACCUCACAAGGCCACAGCCCUGACGCCAGCUGCGAUGUGAGAGCAGAACUCUGCCCAGGAAGUCAUCACCACUGUGACUUAACGGCCUGGCCUGUAAAAUGCCACCUAGCUUCAGUCAGGCCACUCUAACUGCUGUGAGUCUUUUCUGCAUGGUCGCUCCAUCACAGCUUUGAAAAGGGAAUUAGAGCUAAAAUAGUCAAAGAUCAAUGGUGUGGUUGAUUGCUAGAAUCUAUAGCCACUUGGCAAGUUGCAGAGUACUUUUGUGUUGCAAAUCAGUAAUAGAAGUAAGUCUGUCUGAACUAAAGCAUGACAGCCCAAGGGAAGGAAAUACAGUAUUAGGGAAGCGGUGGCUCAGGCUCCGAGCAAGCCUGUGUGGAUUCCCAGUCCUGUUUAGAUGAAUUCAGACCUUCAGUAGAACACUUUACAUUGUUGUGUGGCCCUGCACACACCAUUCUGGUCAGAUCCCAGCUACGGCCCAUCCUCAGGAGUGCCCUUGAUUGAAAGUUGACAGUGAUGAAAAUCACGGGUGUAUACCACAGAUCGACCAAGGUUUCCGUGGCUCUGCCCUUUCCUCUCUCCUUGCCCAUGUGGCUAUUGAUGGAAAAGAAUGUAUAGAAAACCAGAUAUGCAUGUGAUACUGUGAAUUCUUCUACUUGCCUGAUGUCUCCAUUAACCCAUAGGGAAACGCAUGCUGGUGCUGACAGGCUGUCCAGGCAUGGCCCUUGUCCAUCAGGCAUGAGGGCUGACACAGUGCUUGGCUCGUUUCUCCUCUGCAUAAAAAAAAAAAAUGACAAAUCUGUCAUCCUCUUGGGUUUACACUUGACCUUUCUUGCUGUACUGUGGAAACGGCAGCUCUAGUACUGGUAGUGAGGACAGCCAUAUUGGGAAGUAGAGAGGCUGCACAUGCAGUUUUUCCAAAGGAAAGUAUUUAGUGAGCCACCUGGAUGUCUUCACCUUAGCAAAAAUGAAUGGUUUUAGAAUAAAUACUUGGAAUUUUGUAUCAUUUUAUAAAAGGUCAGUCAACAUAAUGUGUUUCUUGUUUAGUUGUUUGAAUUAUUCAUGAAAUUACAAAAAUUAUAAAGUUGGGAGGGAUGUCCCAGGUUGGUGACACCAGGCAGUUAGACGGAGAUGAAGUGUAACCAAGAGAAUCUCAAAGAACAUCAAGAAUACUGGCAUUUGAUGUUGCAGUGAGGGCGGAAGGGCAGGAAGGCUCUGGAUGCAGGCUUGAUGCUGCUCUGAGCAGAUUUGAUGUAACUUUUGGUGCCUGCCUGUGUUUGUGAGUGGGCACAUGUUACGUCAGAAGGCGGGUGCUACAAUUGAUCUGUAUGUCGACGCCCCUUCCCACAUUAGUCCCCACUGAUCACCCCAGAGUCCCCUGCCCUGCUGGCUGAGGGCUGCUCCUCUCCAUCUGGGCUUACGGCACCCGUCAUCGUGAUGAGAGGUGUUGUCUUCUCAGCAUCUCAGAGUUAUAUUUUAAAAGCAUACUAUAUUUUGUUUAACAUCCUUAAAAAGCUUGAAUUUGAGCUUUAAAGCAAAAGAAUAGCUCUACACCACAUGUCACAGUGACCGGAAUAUGCAUUAAUGAAGAGCCUUUGGCUUGGCCUUCUCAUAGUCUUUAAAUACAUAUAUAUUUGUAUAUAAGUGAGCUUGUUCGCUAAGAUUUAUAUUUUAAAGCAAAUGAAAAACAUUUUUCCAAAGUGCUCUUAUUUUUCUUUCCCUUAAAAUAAGGUUGGGUUGAGGUGGCUCCUUACCACCAUGAUGAUUUUUUAUUUUGUCAGGCCCUAAGGUCCUGCCGAGGAAGCCUGUGUACUCCUGUAAUCUGUGGUUCAGCUUGACAUCCAAGAACUUCACACCAGUCCUUAGGGGUUAGGUCUGUGUUUUCGCCUUUUAACAUUGUGUUCCCACCAAAACCCUCAAGGCUUGUGGGCAGCAGUGUCUGUGGCCUGCACAGGCCUCCCUUGUACUUCCCAGGCCUGUAGACAAAGAUUUUGAAAAGGUGUCAGAUCUCUCAGUGAGGCGUGGAUUUGACCACAGUUCCUACAGUCCCCUCUAGACCUGUGAUUCCAGUUCUAUGACUGGUGUUUCUUACAGGACCACUAGUCACAGAGCUGACCUCACUUAGGCAGAUGAGAACCCAGUGUACUGCCCGAUCAGAUGAGUUACUCUCUGGUCUUUUCCAUUUAGGGCUUUGUCUUAGUUAAGGUUUUACUGCUGUGGAGACACAGUGACCAAGACAAUUCUUUUAAGGACAUUUAAUUGGAGCUGACUUACAGGUUCAGAGGUUCAGUCUAUUAUCAUCAAGGUGGGAACAUGGCAGCAUACAGGCAGGCAUGGUGGAGAAGGAGCUGAGAGUUCUACAUCUUCAUCUGAAGGCUGCUAGCAGAAUACUAGCUUCCAGGCAACUAGGAUGAGGGUCUUAUAGCCCACACCCACAGUGGCACACCUACUCUAACAGGGCCACACCUUCUAAUAGUGCCACUCCCUGAGCAGAGCAUAUACAAACCAUCACAGGCAGUAUGGUUUUAGAAAAAGAUGGUGAGGGAUUGGGGAUUUAGCUCAGUGGUAGAAUGCUUGCCUAGCAAGCACAAGGCCCUGGGUUCGGUCCUCAGCUCUGUGGGAAAAAAAAAAAACAAAGAAGAUGAAGAGAAAAGGGUGGUGAAAUAGUACCAUCUAAUUUAAAAGAUUCCUCAAAGUAUUCACCUUUGGGGUCUGAGACUAUCUGACUAGGGAGACAAUGUUUAGGAAAUUUUAGAUUGGCUCAAAGGGUAGAUUUCACAUCUCACUUAAAUAUUUAGAGUUUUUUUCCCCCUCUUGGUUCUUUGGGAUGCAUGAAAGGAUGAUUUUUAUUUUUGAGGGAAAGCAGUUUGAAUGCUUUGCUCUGUGUAGUUCUUAUCAUUUAGAUGGAUAGAUACGCAGCCUUCGUUCAUAGCAUAUGUCAAUGCGAAGUAUGGACCAAAACCACUUACAUGCAAUCCCCAUUAUUCUCUGUGUGUGUGUGUGUGUGUGUGUGUGUGUGCGCGCGCUCGCGCGCGCGUGCAUGCUCUGUCUCAUGCUAUUUGUUUUGCAUUUUAAAUGGCUUUUUCAAGGUAUUGUCAUUUGGAGAGGAGAAAAAUCUUACAUAACAAGUGUGAAAACUGUUACUAACUGAACAGCAGGGUAGGUGUUAGCCCUACAGUGGUGCCUACCCAUUGCUACAACGAAACCAGGUACUUUGCACAGCUGCCGCCUGGGGCUCACAUCUGGAUGGGGCUGCCACAGGCUUGUUACUUGAUAGGUAUCCUUUUCCCAAAAAAAUCAGGAAUUAGGGGCCUAGGCAAGGACUCAGCUAAGUAUAUUGAAGCCUAAAGCUAGAAGCUGGAAUGGGUCUCCACGGUGACCCAUGUGGUUCUAGCCACACCCUUCUGCAGCUCCUGUGCUCCAUGGCACCGGACUCCACCAACCAGGCCCACCUCUGACCCUGACUUCUAAAUGUGAUGAGGCGGUCCUGAGUGAGGAUGUUCUGUGACAUUAAGAUGAAUGACUGUAUCCUGUGCAACCGCUGCGUAGCACUGUGAAUGUUUCUCCUGCUUUCCCACUGCACCGCCCUCCAGCCUCUUGUGUAUGUGCAGCCAUUUCCGGUGGACUGCUCUCAGAGCAGUGGCCUCUGUGGCUUAGAAUAAAUGUCCGAACACUUGCCUACCA